Molecule: messenger RNA, 1452 nt
Organism: Pecten maximus
Lineage: Eukaryota; Metazoa; Mollusca; Bivalvia; Pectinida; Pectinidae
Exons: 2
Coding region: 1-1452 (483 amino acids)
Source: RefSeq, a predicted model, not a curated record
AUGGCUAAAGGAGGCGUUGGAAAGGUCGGUAUUUUUGAUGAAUCGAUCGAAAGUUGGGAGUCAUACACCGAACGGGUCGAGGUGUGUUUUAUUGCAAAUGGCGUCAAACCAGAAAUCAAAGUGGCCUCGCUGCUUAGUUUGAUUGGUCCUAAAACGUAUGGGUUGCUGAAGAAUCUACUGGCCCCAGCUAAACCAUUAGAUACGGGAUACGAUGAUAUUAUAGCCCUGCUAGAUAAACAUUUAAAUCCCAAACCAUCCGAGAUAGCGGAGAGGUUUCGCUUUCAUAAGAGAGAACAGCGCCCUGGUGAAGAUGUUAUGACUUAUGUAGCAGAAUUACGCAAGUUAUCAAUUCAUUGUAAUUUUGGAGAUACCCUCCAGAUCACAAUAAGGGAUCGCCUAGUUUGUGGUUUACGCCAGGAAGCUAUUCAACGUAAACUUCUAGCUGAAACGACACUAACAUUAGACACUGCUAUUCAGACUUCGGUUGCCAUGGAAACGGCAGGGAAGGACGCAGUUGAACUCCAACGAUCACAUAAUGACAAAGCAACGCCUGUACCCAUGAUGCCAGUACAUGCACGUUCAUAUCCACAAUAUGUCGGUAUUGUUCUAAGAAAGGGCAUAUCGAAAAAAGCAUGCUUGUCUAAAAAACGAGAACAUAAACAUGUGAAAUAUGUCAAAGAGGGAAGUGACGAUGACCUUAACCCAGAAGAACCAUUGUACUACAUCAAUCGAAUGGAGCAUGGACGCCCUGAUCCUAUCCGUAUCAGACCAAAUAUUGAGGGAACAAUGAUAGACAUGGAACUCGAUACAGGAAGUACAGUCACAUUGAUUUCUCAGGACUUGUACAAGGAACAUUUCUGUCAUAUACCACUACAUGAGACCACAAUAAGGUUGAAGACCUACUCUGGAGAAAAUAUCAAACCCCUUGGUGAGAUACGCGUUUCGGUUAACCUGUACAAUCAGACAGCAACAAAGAAUCUGUUAGUAGUACCGCAACAAGGCCCAGCAUUGUUUGGUAGAGACUGGCUUAGAACAUUUCAAAUUGAUUGGCAUGACAUUAAAGUACAUGUAUUGAGAUUGUCGUCCACACCGACUGAACUUCAGAACAUUCUCGAUGAACACAAAGCAGUAUUCUCAGAGGGAAUUGGAAAACUUAAAGGUAUCAAAGGUAGUAUUACUCUAGAGGAGAAUGCUCAACCUAAAUUCCAUAAAGCUCGCCUUGUACCAUACACAUUGAAACCCAAAGUUGAAGCAGAACUUCAGAGGUUGGAACAGCAGGGAAUUAUCAUACCUGUCAAUCACAGUAAAUGGGCAGCACCUAUAGUACCGGUUGUGAAGAAAUCAGGCCAGGUACGAGUAUGUGGGGAUUAUAAAGUCACCCUGAAUCCAGUCAUGAAGGUUGAACAGUACCCCUUGCCCCGCAUCGAGGUUAUAUUCUCAUCUCUGGCUUGA